Molecule: messenger RNA, 1638 nt
Organism: Cladophialophora yegresii CBS 114405
Lineage: Eukaryota; Fungi; Ascomycota; Eurotiomycetes; Chaetothyriales; Herpotrichiellaceae
Exons: 5
Coding region: 1-1638 (545 amino acids)
Biological process (GO): DNA-templated transcription
Molecular function (GO): zinc ion binding; DNA binding
Source: RefSeq, a predicted model, not a curated record
AUGGCUCAUGAGAAAGUGAUGCGUGCACCUCUGCCUCCCGAAAACCUGUUGUUCCAAGGAGAGUCAUACGACUUGGGUUGGGAUGGAUCGAGGACGUUUCCGCCUGCGCAGCAACCUGAACCUCCCGCUCUCCCGUCUGCGGAUUUUGCCACAUACCUCAUCAGUGCCGUCAAGUUCCACUGUGGCCAGCUCUACCAUCUCUUCGAGGAAGAAAAGUUCAUGCAACAGCUAUCUGCGUUCCAGGACAACCCGGCGCAAGCACACCGAAAGCCCGGACUUUGGUACAUUCACUAUCUCCUCAUCCUCGCCUUCGGCAAGGCAUUCGUGGCCCAGAGCAGCAAAGGCCGCAAGCCACCUGGUGCCGAGUUCUUUGUCCACGCCAUGACCCUCAUGCCAGAAUUUGCCUUUUACAGUGCCGAUCCUAUCGAGGCAAUACAGGUCCUAUGCUGCGCCGCUCUGUAUCUACAUUGCCUCGAUUUCCGCGCCGCGGCCUACCGCAUGAUCGGCCAAGCUCUCCGCAUAGCUUUGGAGCACGGCAUGCAUACCGAAAUGCGCAGUCAACAGGUCGACCAAGUCCUGGCACAACGUUCCCGCAAUGUGUGGUGGACUGUCUACGUUCUCGAUCGCCAAAUGUCGUCCCUAAUGGGAGUACCCAUGGGUAUUGCGGACGAGCUGAUAAGCGCCGAACUGCCCACAUUCACGGGUCAAGUGGAAAGGUGUACCGCCAUGAACAUCCAAAUACAGCUGUCCAGAAUAUUGGCCCAGAUCCUCAACACUGUCUACGGACCCGAAGGACGACUGGACAAGCGAUACGUGACCGUCACAAAGGAAUCACUAAAAAGCGUAGCGAGGGUGACGGAUCAACUGAACACUUAUUUCGGAAUUCUCGAAAGCGGCUCCCGAACCACCAUUUCACGGCUCUCCGCCUAUUUACAUCUAUUGUAUCAUCAGUGCAUCGUACUCACCACACGACCUCUACUCUUCUCCUUCCUCCGGUCGCGACUAGAGCAGUCGAACGCGAAUCUGAUCGCCAUGCUCAAAUCAGGCAGCGUCCGCAUGUUGCUGCAAAUGUGCGUCGAAUCGGCGCAACAGAUGCUGACAAUCCUCUCGGCCUUGCAAGAACAUGGUCUCCUCGUGAGCUUCCUCCCCUUCGACCUCGACGCAGCAUUCACGUCGGGCAUCGCCCUCUUGAUGGCCUCCAAAGUCAACUCCUCACUCGUCAGGGACCCUGCACCCUGGCUGCAGCGCUCGUACUCGGUUUUCCAGGAGAUGAUCUACCGAGGCAAUAUGGUUGCGCAGAUGACCAAAUCGGAGCUUGAACAGUUGGAGGGCAUUCUCAACAGGGUGUCCCCGACGGGAGAGGAUCAUGCGGCAGCAGGGAGAGUCCGUCGGUAUUCGGGUCCGCGUGGGUCUUUGGCCCAUGAUGAGCAAGAGUUGCGGUCCUCGACGGGCGCUCAAUCGCAUUUUUCGACAAUCCCGCCACCUCCUUAUAUGCCUUCUUCAGAGGCCAUGAGCGAUGGGUUCGCGAUGGACGAGCUGCAGUGGCAGGACGGGCUGUCUGCGGAGCAGCUUGUGAAUUUUGCGGAAUCCAUGGACCUCAGUGCCUUGGACUGGCUUUCUGUAGAUACCGAGCUGUGA